AGAAGCAAGCGCAGCGCUGGCCCUCAAGCUACUGUGCGUCCUUUGCUAUAGCCCGCUCUGCAGUCAUUCAUUGCUCUGGAGUAAGGUAGCUGCGGGAGAGACAGCUGCUUUUUGCUUCCCUAGGAGAAAUUGCUGAUGUGUUCUCCCGUGGAGAAGAGAAAUCACGCAAGGCACAAACCAUGAAUUACGUUGGACAGUUAGCAGGGCAGGUCUUUGUGACAGUGAAGGAGCUCUAUAAAGGAUUAAAUCCGGCCACGUUGUCUGGAUGCAUUGAUAUCAUUGUUAUCCGCCAGCCUAAUGGAAACCUCCAAUGUUCACCUUUUCACGUACGCUUUGGAAAAAUGGGAGUUCUGCGUUCCAAGGAAAAAGUGGUUGACAUAGAAAUUAAUGGAGAAUCUGUGGAUUUGCACAUGAAAUUAGGAGACAACGGAGAAGCAUUUUUUGUAGAGGAAACAGAUGACAAAGAGGAGGCAAUUCCAUACCACUUGGCUACAUCCCCCAUUUUGUCCGAGGGAUCUUCUCUCAUGGAAUUACAGCUGAAGAGAAAUUCUGCUGAUAGGUUAAGGAGCAUGGACACUGCUGGUCCUUCACAGUUACCUAUCCCUACUUCUCCUUCUGCCCCUGAAUCCAUGAUUGCAAGUUGUUCUGUCAAGAAAAGAAGGAAGAGGAGAAGGAAAUCCGCCCAUAAAAUAGACACUUCAAAAAGAGACGAAAAUGCCGAUACUACUGAAGACGAAAACAUGUUCCCUAUAGAAAUGAGUUCCGAUGAAGAAAAUGAGCUGCUAGAUACUACUUCCAGAUCAUCUGUCCCUGAUUUCUGCAGGGAUGAAGACAUCGGGGUGGUUUCUUCUAUAAAUGUGCUUGCUCAUCCCCACUCAGAUGGAGAAUGGACAUCCAGACAGAGUAAACCUAGAACUUGCAUAGGGAGGUCCUCUCAUCUCACUGUUCCAGCAGAGGGAAGCUUAUCUAGUUCUUGUCCUGACCGGACCUCCCACUGUCCUGCUGCAGACAGCCCUUCAGAUUCGCGACCUCUCACUCCUAAAAGUGAUUCUGAAUUAGUCAGUAAACCUCUGGAAAGAAGCAUUGCGAACAAUAAUCCUCAGAUUCAUUGGGACUGGGGAGAACUACCUCAAGCCACAAAGACUGCCAUCCCACACAAGCCAAAAGAAUCCAGCACCUCAGUGACUGUGAAUCCUUCUGGAAGCACUCACUUUCGAGUCAUCCAGAGUACUGAUAUGGAAGAGGUUCAUCACCUCUCUUCCCUGACUGACCUUGGGCAGGAUGAGACGGUGUUGAUUGUGGAAGAAAUAGAGCUCCUGGCACCCGAAACAUCCCAAACAGAGAUAGAGACUUUAGGGGCAGCAGCUCCUCCGCUGCCGGCCGGUGAAGAAUUAAAGCCAGCCCCAACGUGCUUGAUGCAGCCAGCCAGCAAAACAGAUUCUCCCUCGAAAAAAAAGGAUAAACGGAGCCGACAUCUUGGUGCUGAUGGUGUAUAUUUAGAUGAUCUGACUGACAUGGAGCCAGAGGUUGCUGCACUCUAUUUUCCUAAAAAUGGUGAUCAUAAUCCCCUCUCGAAGAACACGAGUGAAAACAGUCCCCGCUCAGCCAAUCAAUCCCCUCAAUCAGUCGGAAGCUCAGGGGUGGACAGUGGUGUCGAAAGCACUUCGGAUGGAAUCCGAGACCUGCCAUCCAUUGCCAUUUCGCUUUGUGGCGGACUGAGCGACAAUAAAGAAAUAUCCAAAGAAAACUUUUUAGAGCAAGAAGUCUCUUAUCAGCAGUUUGUGGACAACCCAGCUAUUAUUGAUGAUCCUAACCUUGUGGUGAAGAUUGGAAACAAAUACUACAACUGGACAACAGCAGCUCCGCUCCUCCUGGCAAUGCAGGCAUUCCAGAAACCUUUGCCAAAGGCCACUGUGGAUUCUAUAAUGAGGGAUAAGAUGCCCAAAAAAGGUGGAAGAUGGUGGUUUUCAUGGAGAGGGAGGAAUAACUCUAUCAAAGAGGAGGCAAAGCCAGCACAAGGUCUCAAUGGAAAAGAAGAGAAGAGUAUUGCAGACAGAAUCAAAGAUGAUUCUUCUUCAAGUGAUGAAGAUCACCGAACUAAAAGCGAAACCACCCACCUUCCACUGUUGUCCGGAAUAGGUUAUAAAAAGAGCCUUCGGCUCAGCUCAGAACAGCUGAAAAAUCUCAACCUUAAAAAUGGUCCCAAUGAUGUCACUUUUAGUGUCACAACACAAUAUCAAGGAACAUGUCGCUGUGAAGGCACCAUUUAUUUGUGGAACUGGGAUGACAAAGUCAUUAUUUCUGACAUUGAUGGCACCAUCACAAGAUCAGAUACUUUAGGUCAUAUUCUACCUACCCUUGGCAAGGACUGGACACAUCAAGGCAUUGCUAAAUUGUAUCACAAUGUGAGCCAGAAUGGAUACAAGUUCUUGUACUGUUCAGCCCGUGCUAUUGGGAUGGCAGAUAUGACUCGAGGUUACUUGCAUUGGGUGAAUGAGCGGGGAACGGUGUUACCGCAAGGGCCUGUGCUAUUAAGUCCCAGCAGUUUGUUCUCAGCUUUUCACAGGGAAGUGAUAGAGAAGAAGCCAGAGAAAUUUAAAGUUCAGUGUUUAACAGACAUAAAAAACUUAUUUCAUCCUAACACAGAACCUUUUUAUGCUGCCUUUGGCAACAGGCCUGCUGAUGUGUACUCAUACAAGCAAGUUGGAGUUUCAUUAAACAGAAUAUUCACUGUUAAUCCAAAAGGAGAACUAAUACAAGAACAUGCUAAGACCAACAUUUCAUCGUAUGUGAGACUUUGUGAAGUGGUGGAUCAUGUAUUUCCCUUGCUGAAAAGAAGCCAUUCUUCAGACUUCCCCUGUUCUGACACCUACAGUCAGUUCACAUACUGGAGGGAGCCACUGCCACCUUUUGAAAAUCAAGAUAUUCAUUCUAGUUUGCCAUAGCUCUUUUGAAACAUCUUGGCGGCAUCUCAACAUCUCAGCUCUUCUGUGCUUCAGUUGUUCAACUGGAUUUUGUGCCUCAAAACAAAAUUGGGGAUGAAGUGGUUUAAAAAAAGAAUCAGUUCAGAAAUUACCUUUGUUCUUUAAAAACAUUUCUGAAGGUUGUCCAUCCGGCUCUUCACCAGCAUAAUGCUUAAAAGAGGUACCCAAGGCCAUGUAUUCUUUUGAAAGGGACAGUUCCGAGUGCUGUGGUAGUGGGAAUAUCAAAGUCCUCUAUGGUCUUCAGUGUUUCCAUGUGAGCUUUGAAAGCACAGUGGUGUGUUUGCCCCUUGAAGCAUAACCGGCGCCAUUCCAUCCCCUACUUCUUGGGUAGAGGAAGAGGAAACAACUCUAAACCUCUGAGGUGUAACCCAUACAUUUUCUAUGCUCCCUGCCCCCCCCCCCCCAAAACGACCUUCCAUGAAAUACGUUGAGAUCAAGUGAACAAAAUUCAGUCAAUCGAUAAGCUUAACACAGCGUUGCUGUGAUCACUAGCACUGCACUAGUUUUUAUUGCUAACGGUAUGAUUCUGACCUCCAAUUCUGUCAAUAUUGCCAAAUUGUUCUUUCAAUUUCAUUAUUACGAUGAAAAUCUUUUUUUUUUAAAGGAAUUGAAUGCACUUCGAUUAUCAUUUGCAUACGACUAGUUGGCUCUAUUAAGCUUAGGCCAUAUUUUACCAAACAAAACCUUGAGUCUGCUACCAUUACUAUACACUGUGUUUCGUCUUAAUCUUGCUAGAAGAUUUGGACCCACCAGAGGAUCCGCUGGAGUUUACUACUAUGACAUAUGCUUGUCAAAUAGGGUGUCUUAGAAAGGAUACUUGGCAGUGGAGUCCUCUGCCUUUCCUGGUUUCUUUUCCAUGAAGAGCAAUGCCAUUUAAGUAGAAGUGUGCUCUUCCCAUCUUACAUAAUAAUUAUACGCAAAGGUUUCUGCUUCCAAUUGCAAGGGAAACAUGUCUGGAAGUAUUUUAGUGAACUUUCUUGAAUUGCUUUGUUGCUGAUUCAGCAUAUUUUAUUUGCACUACGUGAAUUAGAUGUGAAGUGUGAAGGAGUUGGCUGAUUUUAAAUCCUUUGAAGAUUUAUCUUUGGGUAUUUUUCUUUUUAUUUUACCACACAAUUUUGAGAUUAAUAUGAUUUGGGGUGUCCUACAUUAUAGACAGCCAUUACUGAGAGUUUUUCCUUUACAUUUCAUUUUUUUCUUGAUGCAAUUAGGAGAAAUCAUUAUCUUCCUUUUUUUUACAUUUGACAGUCCUGAGAUUCAAUAUUAUAAUGAAUAUUUUAGAUUGCUUUUGAGAUGAGCUGCUUUUUACAAGUUGCUGGCCUUCUUUAAAAUGCAGAUUUCCAUUGUUUAUACUGUAGAAUAUCAAAUCUUUUUUUUAAGAAGAAAAUCCUUGCUUUUAUUAAACUAUUUCCUUUUAAUAUUUAUUGGGAGGUUGCUAGGUAAUCAGUUUAAGACUAGACAUAAAGACAACAGUAAGUGUUUUUUAAGGUUAGAGACUGGGCAAAAUUAAUGGUGUUGAGAUGAUUAGAACAUAUGUUAAAAUAUCUUUCUCACUGUGUUGCAAUGUCACUUUAGUACUUUCCUCUUGCUGAUCUCUGAGUAAAUAAUACCCCUUAGAAGAAAUGGUUUGGAAUCCUUCUUAUAUGAAUAUUAGAUAUACUUUGUUUACCAUUAUAUAGAUUCUGCUUCUUUUAAAAGGGGACUUAGAAUUCUGUCUAUUUGUGUUUUCAUAAUUGCACUCUAGCAGCUGCCAAAUAUAGUGGCCAAAUCCAGCUAAAGUUCAUUAUAUAAAGUUAAAUUACUUUCACUAACUUGACCUAGAUGGUUUCCCAUAAAUAAUGACUUGAAAGUCCCAAUGAAGUCAUUGGGCCUAACUUUUGGAAAAAAUAUAAUGGAUUGCUGUGUUAGUAACCUCUGCCUUUAACUGGAUUUAGGAUCCAAAGCUGCAAGCCAAUUUUAAGUAAGGAAAUUAAUUUGCCAUUAAAUCAGUGGUGCUUUUACCACUGCUAGUGAAAGUUACAUUCAGUAUCAUAGCUUGUCAGUCUUUAAUGAAUUAAUUUCACACUGGCUCCUACAGUGCACAUUCCGCCAAAUAAUUAUCCCGUUAGCUUUAUGCUGCAACUGAUACAGCUACUCAGAAAUAAGCCCCAUCAGUACAGUUGGAUUUCAUCAUAUGUUAAUUGUGUCUAAAAUUUGCAAUUUUAAUCCUGUAAGACAGCCCACACGAUUAAAUCGUAUGUUGUAGAUUCUGUUCUCAACUUACAAUCUUUGGAAUGAAGAUUGAUUCAAAUCAGUAUUGUCGGUGACCAUAGCUAGAAAUUGGUUUUAGGUUCUCAUUUAAUUCCUUCUGUGCUGUUAAUAUUUUUAUGAAUAGACAACCCUUUCUGAAGCAAUGUCACUGUUUCCUCUGAUUACUGUUCUCAGCAGUCCAAAGCAGCAUAUGUAAAAUAAAUAAAGUAAAACCAAAACUGCUCAAGCCCUAAAGCCACUUGCUUGACAGGGAAGGAGAAAUGGAGUUGAGAUUUGAAUCCAUUUCUCUCUUUCAAACUCUGUGGUUCAGCUUUUUGAAAAAAA
This is a messenger RNA of Notechis scutatus (mainland tiger snake), 5555 nucleotides long. RefSeq names its product lipin 1 (gene LPIN1). Gene Ontology annotation, cellular component: nucleus; mitochondrial outer membrane. Gene Ontology annotation, molecular function: phosphatidate phosphatase activity; transcription coactivator activity. Gene Ontology annotation, biological process: cellular response to insulin stimulus; fatty acid catabolic process; triglyceride biosynthetic process. Lineage: Eukaryota; Metazoa; Chordata; Lepidosauria; Squamata; Elapidae. The record is from RefSeq and is a predicted model, not a curated record.